Messenger RNA from Alternaria atra, 2637 nucleotides. RefSeq lists its product as uncharacterized. Gene Ontology annotation, biological process: retrograde transport, endosome to Golgi; intracellular protein transport. Gene Ontology annotation, cellular component: retromer, cargo-selective complex; retromer complex; late endosome. NCBI's taxonomy places the organism in Eukaryota, Fungi, Ascomycota, Dothideomycetes, Pleosporales, Pleosporaceae. The transcript has 7 exons. The record is from RefSeq and is a predicted model, not a curated record. Bases 1 to 2637 code for a protein of 878 amino acids.
AUGGCGUCGCCGCCCCCCGUAGAAGAUCAAGCUCGUCUGCUUGAAGAUGCCCUCGCCGUGGUGCGCCAGCAGACGAUGCUCAUGCGGCGGUGUCUCGAGACGCCGGGCAAGUUGAUGGAUGCGCUCAAGUGCAGUUCUACACUCGUUUCCGAACUGCGGACUAGCAGCCUCGGCCCGAAGCAGUACUAUGAGCUCUAUAUGGCCGUCUUCGAUGCCCUCCGCCAUCUGGCCGUCUACCUCCGCGAGAACCACCCUGUAAACCACCUCGCCGACCUAUACGAACUCGUCCAGUAUGCCGGAAACAUUAUUCCUCGCCUGUACCUCAUGGUCACCGUCGGCACUGUCUACAUGGCCAUUGAGGAUGCGCCCGUCAAGGAGAUCAUGAAGGACAUGAUGGAGAUGAGUCGCGGAGUCCAACACCCUAUUCGCGGUCUGUUUCUGCGGUACUAUCUGGCGGGUCAGGCACGCGACUGCCUACCAUCCGGUGACAGCGAGGGCCCUGAGGGCAAUCUCCAGGACUCCAUCAGCUUCAUCCUGACCAACUUCGUGGAGAUGAACAAGUUGUGGGUGCGACUGCAACAUCAGGGACAUUCUAGGGAGCGCGAGCAGCGGACCAAGGAGCGACAGGAACUGCAACUUCUCGUGGGAAGCAACUUGGUCAGGCUCAGCCAGCUGGUCGACUUGGAGAACUACAAGAAGAUCCUGAACCCUCUGUUAGAACAGAUUGUGCAAUGUCGAGAUGUUCUGGCGCAGGAAUACCUACUAGAGGUUGUGACCCAGGUAUUCCCCGACGAAUUCCACCUACACACUCUCGACCAGUUCCUCUCCGCCGUUGCACGCUUGAACCCACAUGUAAACGUCAAAGCCAUCGUCGUGGGCCUCAUGGACCGGUUAUCGUCAUACGCGCAAAGAGAAGCCGAAUCCGAAAGCCCAGAACAGCGCAAGAAGACGGAAGAGGAGUCGAUAGCACAGCUUAUGGAACAAAUGCGCAUAGCAAAGGAAAAGAAGGCAGCCGAACCAGAGCCAGCGCCAGCGCAGCACAACGGAGACGCAGCAGAGACCUCGGACGCGCAACCAGACACAGAAGAAGCUUCCGAGGAACCCUCAAAACCAGCGGAUGCCUCUACUGAGAAUGAAGAGAACCAAGCGACUGAAACCGACGGUGACAUUGAAAAGAGACGCGGCAUACCGAACAACGUCAAGCUGUUCGAGAUCUUCCACGAGCAGGUACAGACGUUGGUCAAGAUGCAGCGGUUGCCAAUACAGGACACAAUCGGAUUACUGGUGUCUCUGGCAAACCUUGCCUUGAACAUCUACCCUGAGCGAUUGGACUACAUCGACCAAGUCCUGACCUUCGCAAACCAAAAGGUCGCCGAGUACCAAAACAGUGCCGAUCUACACUCUCAAGCCACCCAAAGCCAGAUCCUCAGUCUCCUGCUUUCGCCAAUCAAGACAUACAUCUCUCUCUUCACCGCGCUCGCAUUACCGAACUUCAUCCCUCUUCUACACUCACAACCAUAUCCGACUCGGAGAGCUGUGGCCGGCGAAGUUGCAAGGAGUCUGAUGCGAAAUCAAACCUAUAUUACAUCUGUAGAGAACCUCGAAAGUGUGCUGGAGAUCCUAAAGGUCCUCAUUCGCGAAGGCAUACAGCAAGCGCAAGGAUACCCAGGUGGACCAAUCCAAAGACGGGCACAAGAGACAGAGGAAACAAUAGAGGAGCAAGGAUGGCUCGCACGGAUAGUACAUCUCAUCCGCGGCAAGGACAACGAUAUCCAGUUUAAGCUCCUCCAAGCCGCACGGAAGUCCUUCGCCGAAGGAAAUGAGCGCGUCAAGUACACAUCUCCCGCGAUUAUCACAGCAUCUCUCAAGCUCGCGCGACAAUACAAGAAGCGCGAACACUUCGAAGACAACUGGCAAUCGCAAUCAUCCGCUCUUUACAAGUUCAUGCACAACACCCUAUCGACGCUUUACACCCGCGUCACGGGCUCCGCAGACCUCUCCCUCCGUCUCUUCAUCGCAUGUGGUCAAGUCGCAGACCAGAAUGGUUUCGAAGAGGUCGCGUACGAAUUCUUCGCGCAGGCGUUCACGAUAUACGAGGAAGCGAUCAGCGACUCAAGAGCGCAAUUCCAGGCCGUAUGCGUCAUUGCAAAUGGCCUGCAUACGACGAGGAAUUUCGGCAAGGAGAACUACGAUACUCUGAUUACGAAGUGCGCGUUACACGGAAGCAAGCUGCUCAAGAAACCAGAUCAGUGUCGUGCAGUGUACCUUGCAAGUCACCUGUGGUGGGCGACUGAGAUCAGGGCGCUGGGCGAGGAGGACCCAAAGACGCUUUACCGUGAUGGCAAGCGCGUGCUCGAGUGCUUACAGCGUGCUCUCCGUGUCGCUGAUGCAUGCAUGGACGCUGCAGUCUCUGUCGAGCUCUUUGUUGAAAUAUUAAACAGAUACGUGUACUACUUCGACCAAGAGAACGAUGCUGUUACGACGAAAUACCUCAACGGUCUUAUUGAGCUUAUUCACUCAAACCUACAAUCCAACGAGAAUGCUUCUUCGCUAGAGAACCCAAGGAAACACUUCCAGCGCACCCUGGAUUACAUAGCGAGUCGAGAGUACGAAGGCGUGGUCACGGCACCGAAGUAA